Molecule: messenger RNA, 847 nt
Organism: Andrographis paniculata
Lineage: Eukaryota; Viridiplantae; Streptophyta; Magnoliopsida; Lamiales; Acanthaceae
Product: protein DCL, chloroplastic-like
Exons: 3
Coding region: 15-662 (215 amino acids)
Biological process (GO): chloroplast rRNA processing; chloroplast organization
Cellular component (GO): chloroplast
Source: RefSeq, a predicted model, not a curated record
CAAUCGAAUUAAAAAUGGCGUCAAUUUUUGCAUCCAAUAUACCCAAUAUUCGUUGGUUGAACGGCGAACCCAUUUCGACUAACCUAAAACUUCACCCUACUUCACUCUCCUUUCCGCGCUGCGAUUCCAAUGCCCGAUUGUGCGCGGUUAAGACUGGCUCAGGCGGGGGCGGCGCCGUCCGGAACAGCCGGGACCCGCCGUCGAACGGGGCGGAAUUGCUGCGGAAGCCGGCGGCGUCGUCUCCCUCCGCCGCCGAGGAGAGUGAGAGUAAGGCCAGAGAAAGUGAGAGGUGGGUGGAUUGGGAGGACCAGAUUUUGGGGCACACUGUGCCCCUUGUCGGCUUCGUUCGAAUGAUUCUUCAUUCCGGAAAAUAUGAAAGUGGCGAUAGAUUGGAUCCUGAACACGAACGAACUAUACUGGAGAGGUUGCUUCCAUACCAUCCCGAAUGUGAGAAGAAAAUAGGCUGUGGAGUUGCAUACAUCACGAUCGGUUACCACCCGGACUUCGAAAGCUCAAGAUGCUUAUUCAUAGUCCGUAAGGAUGGAGAAUUGGUCGAUUUUUCGUUCUGGAAAUGCAUUAAAGGCAUGAUUAGAAAGAACUAUCCUCUCUACGCCGACAGCUUCAUCCUCCGACAUUUCAGGAGACGAAGACACAGCGACUAAUUAAUGGUAAAAAAUAAAAAUAAAAACUCCCAAUUUGUCUCAAUUCUGAAUGAAAUUAAUUAGAGAGUUCUUUAGUUGUUGAAGAUGAUCAUCCAUUGAGUUCUUACCAUUCUUGUUAUUAUUAAUUUUAUUUUUGUUUUUAUUAUUAUUAUUAUUAUUAUUGAAAGCAUAUAUCCUUUUCGAUU